UGGAGGAGGAUAUGGCGGAGCGCAGACUGGCGCCGCGGGGCCUCUCCGCUCUUCGCCCCGCCCUUGGGGGGCAGCGGCCGCGUGACGACCGGCGCCCGGGAGCGUGGUGGCGAUGGCGGCGGCGGCGGCUCUGGCGCUGCGCGUCGUGGCCGAAUGCGGGCGCACCAAAGCGCGCGCUUGCGAGCUGCGGCUGCCGCACGGCACUGUGGAGAGCCCGGUCUUUAUGCCGGUGGGCACGCAGGGAACCAUGAAGGGCCUCACCGCAACGCAGCUGGAGGCGCUCGGAUGCCGCCUGUGCUUGGGCAACACCUACCAUCUGGGCAUGCGCCCGGGACCUGAGCUUAUUAAAAAAGCUGGUGGGCUCCACGGCUUUAUGAACUGGCCACAAAACCUACUAACGGACAGUGGUGGAUUUCAGAUGGUCUCUCUGGUAACACUCUCUCAAGUGACUGAGGAGGGAGUACACUUCUGUUCUCCUUAUGAUGGCAAGGAGAUUUUGCUGACUCCAGAGAAAUCCAUUGAAAUACAGAAUGCGCUUGGUAACUAUCCCCUGUAGUACCAGCUGGGGAGCUGACUGAUGGUUCCUCCUCCUUCACAGCAGUGUAUCUCAUUUCUUCCAACAGCUAUUUCUCCACUGUCUUAGGAGUGCCAAAUACUUGUGGAGCACCAGGAGAAAUUAGUUAAGGUGUUUAUGAAUGUAUCCUCUACAGUGACUCUUUUAUUUCUUUAGGUAAUAGUGACUCUUCAUUGAAAAGCUAAAAUGGAUUUAAAGGGGCUUGAAAAUCCUGUGAUUAAUGUCAGUGCCCGCGUUGUUCUUAAGCCUGCAGAAUAAAAGAUUUGUGUCUACUCA
This is a messenger RNA of Varanus komodoensis (Komodo dragon), 850 nucleotides long. RefSeq names its product queuine tRNA-ribosyltransferase catalytic subunit 1 (gene QTRT1). Bases 113 to 556 code for a protein of 147 amino acids. Gene Ontology annotation, molecular function: tRNA-guanosine(34) queuine transglycosylase activity. The transcript is spliced from 3 exons. The record is from RefSeq and is a predicted model, not a curated record. Lineage: Eukaryota; Metazoa; Chordata; Lepidosauria; Squamata; Varanidae. Gene Ontology annotation, cellular component: cytosol.